This is a messenger RNA of Pan troglodytes (chimpanzee), 2012 nucleotides long. RefSeq names its product family with sequence similarity 227 member B (gene FAM227B). The record is from RefSeq and is a predicted model, not a curated record. The transcript has 18 exons. The coding region runs from base 632 to 1975 and encodes 447 amino acids. NCBI's taxonomy places the organism in Eukaryota, Metazoa, Chordata, Mammalia, Primates, Hominidae.
ACACCGCGCGGCUUAAGCAACAGGCUGGGACGACAGCGGGGCGGGGUUAGACGGGAAGUUCCGCCUCAGCCUCUCACUCAGCGGCGGUGUCGCACUUCUCCCGAGAGGCUCCGGCGAGGGGCAGGGCCGCGUUCGUCCGGGACCCGCCUCAAGCCUCGCAGCCUUUCACCCAGUUUCCUCCCGAUUCUUGCUGGGACAACAAAAUUGGGAAGCGGUUCUCGAAACAUACUGUCAAGGCGUAGUUGCAUUUGGUCGCCCAACUCACAUUGAAGCCUAAGACCCAGCUGAUUUCUCUUCAUUUCUGCAAAGUUACUGUACCAUGGCAGGCCAACGAACAUGUCAAAGGAGGAGCAGCAGAGCUGGCCCCAGGAAAAUGCAAGAACCUCCAAAGAGCAUUGAAGAAUUCUUAAAGUUUCAAAAUUGGAAAUAUCAAUUUGAACAACUAUCCUUGCAAGAAAAAUACCUUUACAAGAGCUAAGGAAUCCAGGAUUAUUGGCCAAGGGAAAUCCAUUUUAGAGAUGAUGAUAAAUGGUCAUGCACUCUGAAAAAAAUAAAAGAAGAUAGUUCAUUUGUUUCAAUUUAUACACACCUAUGGGAAAAUGUUCCUCGAAUAUCUGAAGCACUUUUGAUCAUGGAAUCAAAAUUAAAUGAAUAUUCACUUAUUUUGCAAAACCACACCUCUGAAAUAUUUAAGUGGAAAAGCAUGAUUUCUGAGACAAGUUCUUAUAGAAAAUUGGAACGAUAUGGGGAAUUUCUAAAGAAGUACCAUAAGAAAAAAAAGAUAAUGCUUUCAGAUGAAAUGGAGACAGAGAAGAAUAUAGAGGGUUGCAGCUUCACAGGAUUCAAAGCAAAUGAACUUACUCAGCUACCCAGACAUUUGGAUGCUGAACAAAUUUAUCUUUUUAUUUUAAAAGCCCAUAAUUUUGAUGAAAGAGUUUUUAAAAUCUGGAAGACUCAUUUUCUCUCAGAAGCCUCCAUUGCUCUUUUGCAUGACUCCUUUUGGUGGUGGUUUCUCCAUAAAUUUAGGCCUGACAGAGAAAACCAAGAUUGCUUAUUCGAUAGAAUUUCAGAAAGUUAUGUGACACUUUUCAUGAGCAUACCUCUAAGUCGAAAGGAUGCAUUUUUUCAGAUAUAUCCUGAUUGUUUGGCACAAGCCAUAUAUGCAACGUUCCAUGAAGCAUUUCCAGAAUCGAGUUACCUCUUUAAUGAUGAAUUUAAAGAAGAUCUAGGGAAUAACAUUUUUCUUUGGUGUUCAGGUUUAAAACCUCAAAAAGGCUUUUGGACCCACUGGAAACUGAAAGAACUCUCCACAACCACCAUUCAUGGUAGCAAAAAAGCACCUGCAAAAUCAGUAAAGGAAAGAAUUGCAGACAGUCAAGAACAUAUAUCAACUAGUAUCGACUUCAAUAUUAUAAAGAUUCUAAACAACCCAAGAGCAUAUAUGUUGCCCAUAUCCAAGGAAGAAUCAAGAUUAUCAAGACUAGCAACAAAGUCGCACUAUAGUAGUACUGGUCCAGAGUUUAAUCGUGUUCUCUUCAAUUUUGGAGGUCAGAGUCCAUUGAUUUUAUAUUAUCUUAAGAUGCAUGAGCUGGCUGGUAUUUCCAAAGCACCUAAGAAAACCAAGAUUAAACUCACUAAGAUAUUCCAGGAACCACUACCUGCUCCAACAUACCGUGAUGUUAUAAAGGAGGCAAAAAGACAAUUUGCAAGGAACCAAAAGGAUUUUAGGAUGGAAAACCUCAGAAUUAAUGAAGAAAUAAAACUUCUAAAACAGCAGCAGGAAAGAAUUGACAAGGAGCUUGACAGACUCCAAGCAAAGGCUACCAAGAAACCUCAUGAAGUGAAACAGGACUUUGAGAAGUUCCUACAUAAACUGCGUUCUGAAGCUGAAAUUGAGAGAGAAUGUGUGGCAUCGCUAUCGUCAUCAUCACCAUCAUCAACAGACAACUACAACUUUGAGGAAGAAGAAUACUAAGAGAAAUCAGAAAUGAACUCUAUUCAAGAAUAAUGCA